AUGCUUGGUUUUUCGAGUUUCGAGUAUGGGGGAAGUUUGGACAGAGAGAAGAUCGGGCCAAGUUUGAUGGAGCGAGGGUGAAAGUGAAAGAGUGAGUUUGGUUUCUUGAAAUUAUUAAUCUUUUUCAUUUUUCUGUCAAAUUGACAACAAUGGCGGAAAGAGUUCAUAUCUGCGAAUGAAAAGAUAGAAAAUUUAAAUUUCUAUUUAAUUUCGCAUGAUUUACUUUCAGGUAUACAGCUGUUUUCAAUUGUAUGUCGUGAUCCUAUGGAUUUGGCGAAGAAAAUGUAUCAAAUUGACGCAAGAGCCAAACAUUGCGUUCUAAAUAAUAUAGAAAUUCAUAAAGCAACAUUGAAAACCAGCAUCGAGAUUCGGGAAUUUCCUCGUCGUCGAGGAUGCAAAGCGAGGACAAGUAGAGUCGUCGUCCCAACGAUUUUGUCAGCAUAUCUGACGGUCGGCUGGGACUUUUUGAAAAGCUUCGUUCUCCUCGGAGUGGAAUUUUCGAAAUUCCAGAAAUAUCCGAAUGACCGCCGAGUUUGGAUUAAAAUUUGUGGAGAUAUUUUCGAAGCUGUAAAAUACUUUAGCGGAACACAGUUUGGUAGAAGUUACGUGAAACUGCGGACCAAUUUGCCCGAAACCACGGACAACUACGCAAGAUUGCAAAAAGUCACCAAAAACUGCAAAAACCCGCGUAGAAACUGCGAGAAAGUGUAUAAAACGAUGUGUACAAAACUACGAAGAACAACAAUGCGAAAGAACUUGAAACUGCAUGAAAAUUCCUCGCUUCACAUCCCUUCGAACAAAAAAAAAAAAUUAGUAUCACACAGUAAAAAUAUCAUAAAAUUAAAAAAAAUAUUAUUUGAUUAUAUAAAUAAAUAUAAUUGCAUUUAUUUUAUUGAUUAAAUGUAUACAAUUUAAAAAAAAUACUACCGUUUUCAAUUAUAAUAAAUGUAAUAUAUAAUAUAGUUUCAGAAAAUAUAUAA
This is a messenger RNA of Heterotrigona itama, 980 nucleotides long. Lineage: Eukaryota; Metazoa; Arthropoda; Insecta; Hymenoptera; Apidae. The record is from the annotation of a GenBank genome assembly.